Molecule: messenger RNA, 1263 nt
Organism: Mucor velutinosus
Lineage: Eukaryota; Fungi; Mucoromycota; Mucoromycetes; Mucorales; Mucoraceae
Exons: 6
Coding region: 1-1263 (420 amino acids)
Biological process (GO): snRNA transcription by RNA polymerase III; snRNA transcription by RNA polymerase II
Cellular component (GO): snRNA-activating protein complex
Molecular function (GO): RNA polymerase III type 3 promoter sequence-specific DNA binding; RNA polymerase II cis-regulatory region sequence-specific DNA binding
Source: RefSeq, a predicted model, not a curated record
AUGGAUUUAUUCGACAACAACAACUGGGAUCACAAUGCUGAAGACUUUCAGCAUGAUUUGAGUGUACAACAGGCAUUUUCUACUGCAUCAUCUCAGGAACAUCAUCAAAUCAUGGCAGGCCUCGUACAACCACAACCUGUGCUUAAAGUAGAGGGUGUAAUUCAGGCACUUACACCAACCUUAUCUGAUUACGACCCUCAUUAUGGGGGAUUGUCUGCUUGUCCAUCUCCCUAUUUGAUGUCACCUGUUGGUAGCAAGAGACGCUACUCGCUCGGAGGAUAUGAGCCUCCUCGAUGGGCACCAUACAUGUCACCUAUUGUCACGACAACUCGAAGCCACUCAGUCAAACGAAACAAGCGACCUUCUACUUACUCUCGCUGGACACUGGAAGAAGACGAGCUGCUCCGUCAGGCUGUUCAGUUACACGGUCCUCAUAAAUGGUCUCUGAUUGCCUCGCAUGUACCAAAUCGUACGCCAAUGCAAUGCUCCACACGAUGGCUGGGUGCUCUCAACCCCAACAUUCACAAGGGUCGCUGGACCGAAAAUGAGGAUGCUAUUUUACGGUACUCUGUAUUGGAAUACGCGAGUGUUACUGAUAGUGAAGGCAGAGUGCAACCUAUACCAUGGAAUAAGAUUGCAGAGCGAAUUCCCAACCGCACAGGUAUCCAAUGUCAAGCAAGGUGGACAGAAGCACUGGAUCCCUAUGUUCGCAAGGGGAAAUGGGGCGUGGAGGAGGAUGCUUUACUGCGUAUGGGCGUCAGUGAUUUUGGCCGUUGCUGGAUUAGAAUAGCAGAGACUAUUCCAGGUAGAACACAGAGACAGUGCCGUACGCGUUGGAUGCAAAUCAAGUACAAGGAGGACCGUCAGCAGCGAACUGAACAGAAGCGCAAAGAUGCAGCCGAUGACACAUCAUCUCAAAGUUAUAUCACAUCAGAUGAAGAGGAGGUCGAAGAAGUAGAUGCUCAGCGAGAUAAACAACAACAGCAGCAACAGCAGCAAAGGCCCAAGUCGACACAACAAGCACAGCAGCAACAGAAAAAGCUACUACAUCCUCAUCAGCACCAAGUGCCUUCCUUUUUCGUUGUGGAUGAUUUCGACACACAACUUCACCAGCCUCUAUUGGAAGAUACCAACACAACUCAAGUGAACCAGCCAGCAACGACUGCAGCACCCAAUAUCGAGUUUCUAAAGGAUGAUGAUUUCUUUUUAUCAACAGACUGGCCCCUCAAUGCUUAUCAACAAUCGCAUAAUGCUUAUUUAUGA